Messenger RNA from Mercenaria mercenaria, 2341 nucleotides. RefSeq lists its product as uncharacterized. NCBI's taxonomy places the organism in Eukaryota, Metazoa, Mollusca, Bivalvia, Venerida, Veneridae. The record is from RefSeq and is a predicted model, not a curated record. Bases 393 to 1733 code for a protein of 446 amino acids. The transcript is spliced from 2 exons.
CCAAAAAGUUUAUAUCAACAUUAUUAUGUAUCGACUUAAACCGUCCUAAUACUUUUGGUUAAUAUUGAAAUUUAAGUCAGUUUUAUCAUCAAAGCGGACUUUUAUUGGUCAAUUUGGCUUGCAGCGUGUCAGGUUUUCUAUUUAUUCAAGUAUUUAUACAGAUAAUUCACGGUCAGAUGAAAUAAAUCACAAGUACCUCCUUUGUACGUCAUUAACCCGAUAGGUUAUAAACAUUUUAGAAAGUGGAAAUCGGAUCAGUACCGGUAGAUGUUUUUGUAAUCAACAGAUCGCUUUUGUACAAAAUACUUAAACAAUAGCUAGUUCAUGUUCUGGAACUGAUUGCGUUACGCCCUUAAUUGACUGGAGCCGUUAUAAAAAUUCUAACAGUUUAUAUGCAUGGUUUGGGAAUAAAUGCAAUUUCCAGCGCAAAAGAAAGCGAAAUGAACAUAGUAGCCAACGACGUCCAAGAAAAGCAAAUAGAAAUAGAUCAGAGUACGCCAAGAAGGAGGAAACUUGCAGUUGCUCAUCACAACAAUGGUAUGAUUUUUGACGCCAAUGGCAAUACCCACCAAAUUCAACGUCUAGACAGUGUGUCCGAAACGGUACCGGACGUACCGAGUCACUGGACAGAAAAAGACGAAAAUGAAAAUGAAGAACGUAACUCUGCCUUGUGGGAACACUCUGUACUUCAGCAAAUUCAAAGUCUGAUGAGAAACGUACAGGUUUCAGAAAGCCUUGCAGACUAUAUUAAUAAAGAAAUUCUGAAUGGUACAGACAUAAAUGCAAAUGUGGGACACAGGACCCGAAGAAAAAGUUGCUUCAGUUUUAACAAUGAAACACACUCUCAAACUUCAAGACGACAGUCCGUGGCAAAUCUUUAUCAGAAUAAAUCAAAGUCCUUGCCGAGGACCAACAUCAACAAUGGCGCACUAAAUGAUGCACGAAAAGGAAGGCGAAGUAGUGUGGUGCAUAGCAACGGUCGCCGAAUCAGCAAUGCCGGUCAAAGUCAAGGCCGCAGAGGUAGUGUAGUCAAUCAGCAUGGUGGAAGAAGGUGCAGUGUUGUUCAUUCUAAUGUUCAAAUUACCAGUUCCAGUAGCCGGAGAAAUAGCGUGGCCCACUUAAGCAGGCGUCGAAGCAGUUUAGCACAUGCAUAUCAACACAGUGCAAUGUCCAGUUUACGUAAAAUGAGUAGCGUAAAUGAUAAUUUUGUGGAAGUGCCAAUCAACGCUGUUCCUCAACGACGUAGAAGCAGUGUAAAACCACCGUGUUUUCCGGUAACGAAAAUCUCCAGUGUUCAGAAGCGUCUUCAUAGAAUUUACAACAGAAGACGCAGACGACAAGACCGAGCGGAAGUGAAGAUGUCUGAUGUAAGACGCGCUUUUAAAGGGCUUAAGAAUGAGAACUAUGCAGAAACAAGUGAAAGCGAUGACAAUGCAACAAAUAACAAUGAAUGUUCUAGCGGAACUGAACAAACAGUAUCAGACGAGGACGGUGAUGUGUGUAAAGAGCAAACUAUUUCCCCAAUAGUGGCAAAGGAAACCGAGUCAGAAUUAAACGCAGUAAAUGCUAAAGGGGACAUUGUUGGUGAAUGUGUAAUAGAUAAUGUUGAUGAAGCAAAACCUAAUCCGAGAAGAAAAACGAGCAUACAAGUCAGAUCUUGGGAACUCUCUCGUAAACUAAGGCAAAGACGUAGAGAAAAGAGGAAAGGUUUCACAGAAAGUGAUUUGAUCUGAUUUCAUUUUAUAGGGAGACAUCUUAAUUAACGUAUGAGAAUGUAUGCAUAUUAAUUAAGAUAUAGAGAUACAGUAUAUGACAUUGAGCAAAGGGUAACAAUUUUAAAAAAUGUCAACAUAACUUUAUUUGUGCUGCGAAAAUGUCUUGACCUGUGUUCACAAAUAUACUUUUUCUUGCACUGUAUUUAAAGAAAAGACUUUUAAUUUUUACAAUAAAUAUUUUAUUUACAUUUCUUAAGAUAUCGAAAUCUGUGAAAUAAAAAUAAACAGCACAUGUAAAGUCGUAGUUAUUGUAAACGCGAAAUUCAAAUAAAUGUUUAACAAAAUAUUCUAUAUUUAACUAUUGGAUUAUCAUAAGAUUUUGUUGUGUCUUGUUGUUUUUAGAAAUUAUACCCGAAAGUACUAAUCGUUUGGAGUAGGUGUCAGUUAGUCAGAUGAGAUAUAAAUUAAACACUUCCCAAUAAUUUGAUAUGUACGGUGGUAUGUUUAGGACAUGCAUUUAUUUUUUUAAAGAUUAAAUUAUUUCGAGCGCACGAUAUCUUAUCUCGAGCGCACGGCAUCUUAUCUCGUGCGCACGACAUCUUAUCUCGAGCGCACGGCAUCUUACC